GCCGAACCAGUCCACCGUCUCCUCCAUCCAGAACCAGAACCAGACCCAGCGAGCACCAUGGCAGCGCCGCCAGGCCGCCGCGCCUCGCCGGCGGUGCUCCCGGACGAGCUUGUCGAAGAGAUUCUCCUCCGCCUCCCGCCCGACGACCCGGCCUGCCUCUUGCGCGCGUCCGUCGUUUGCAAGUCCUGGAGCAGCGCCAUCUCCCACCCCAGCUUCCGCCGCCGCCUCCACGAGCUCCACCGCACACCCCCCGUGCUCGGCUUCUUCCACAACUGGUACGAAGAUGGCGGCCCCCGUUUCGUCCCAACCACCGCCUCGUCCUUCUCCCUCGCCGCUCCAGAUUGGCGUUCUUGGCGGGCCCUCGACUGCCGCCACGGCCGCGCCCCCUUCCUCUCCAAGUGCCUGGAUACUCAGGAAAUCCUCCUGUGGGAGCCAAUCACGGGCGCACUGCAGCGCAUACCGGUGCCCGCCAAGCUCGCGAGGUCGAACGCGGCUGUGCUUUGCGCAGUUGACGGGUGCGACCACCGCCUCUGCCUCGGUGGCCCUUUCCGCGUUGUUUUCGUCUUCUCCGGCGGGGAAGACACUGAUGAGUAUGACGACGAGGACUAUGUCACUUCGGCUUGUGUGUACUCCUCGGAGACUAGCACCUGGGGCGAACUGACCUCGGUGCCCGGCAAGUACUCCAUGUGGUUUACACAUUUUUCAAGCGUGCUCGUGGGGAGGUCUUUGCUCUACUUCAUGUCCAACAAUGAGUUCAUCCUGGAGUACGAUUUAGCAAGGCACGGCUUGACUCUGUUGGACACACCAUCAACAGACUCCAGCCGCGCGUAUGCGUGGGCAUUUAACCUCAUGCUAGCGGAGGACGGUGGACUGGGAGUUAGCGAAAUUGUCGAUCCACUUCUCAAGCUGUGGUCAAGGGGGGCAAGUGAUGGCACUAAUGCACGAUGGGUACUAAGCCGGGUCAUCCACCUGGGCAAUUUGCUUCCUAUUGGCUUUCUGGAUGUAGAUGAUAGACUGUGCGUGGAAGGCUUUGCCGUGGGAGCAAAUGUAAUUUUCAUCAGUGCGGCUGCUGGCCUCUUCAGAAUUGAGCUACAGACAGAGCAAGUGAGGAAGGUGUGCGGUGAUCGUUGCAUUGGCGAUUGUAAUCUGAUUCCAGUUGUCAGCUUCUACACUCCACAUUCUAGCCUCCAAGCACUCAGGGGCAAACAACACGACCUAUUGUUGCCGCUGAACCCAACUGAAGAUAGGGGUGGUGUGGAGGCAGGAGAGGAGGAGGAGAAAAUACUAGAGCGGGCGCAGGAGCUGUUCGAUAAGGGGUGCAAGGCCAUUGAGGAUAGGGACUUCACCAACGCCAUUGACUGCUUCAGCCACGCCCUCGAGAUCAGGGUUUCACAUUAUGGAGAACUUGCCCCGGAGUGUGCUAGCACGUUUUACAGAUACGGACAUGCCUUGGUAUGCAAAGCUCCAAAGGUGAAAAAUCCUUCCGAUAAGGUUUUGAAGAGUGUACCAAAUGAAGAAUUAGUCAAAACUACAGCUACUACAAGCAAAGAUGAUUCUGGGAGCUCAGAACCUUCUGGUUGCAGUAUUGAACCUGUUCUACCUUCAGAGAAAGGUGAUGCUGAAGAAAAAUUGUACUGUAUAUCACUUGCAUCACUCUGGGACGUAUAUCACUGUAUUUUGCAUUUCUUUCUAUUUUUCGUAUUGAUAUUGUCUUGCAUUAAUGUUUUCUUUGAGAAAGCCAUGGGGUUAGUUGACAUGACACUACUACUGCUCCAUACACUGAGAUACACCUGCAUCCUUAUUAUCUAGUAGUAUGUGGUUGAUAACACAUUACUACUACAAUUUCUUGAAUCUUCACCAUCAUUCCGCACAAGAUCAUUUAAUAAAUUUUGUUUUGUUAAUGGAUCUAAGGUGAAAUUUGUGCACCAUAAGAUGCAGAAACUCAUAAAAGGGCUUUUUAUGAAUUGACCAUACAUGGAUGUGUCUGGUUCUAUAUGUCUGUUAUUUGCCUUCGACAAUUAUAUAUUUACUUUUGUCUUGUACAGCUGGAAUGGCAAUGCCAGAUUAAAUAAGUAUAGAUCUAUGGAUCGCUGGAUUUAUUCUAUUUGUUAAGAGUUCCUCUUUUUGCAACCAUGUCUUACAGAAACUAAGCAAGAUCUGAAUAAUCCAUUACACUUCCAUCAAAAUUCCAAUUAUUUCCUUUGAAUGCGCUAAUGCAUUAUAUGUUCACAGUGUACUGAUUAAAUUGGAUUACUUGCGCAUCUGUAU
This is a messenger RNA of Lolium perenne, 2268 nucleotides long. RefSeq lists its product as uncharacterized. The record is from RefSeq and is a predicted model, not a curated record. Gene Ontology annotation, molecular function: protein binding. NCBI's taxonomy places the organism in Eukaryota, Viridiplantae, Streptophyta, Magnoliopsida, Poales, Poaceae.